Sipha flava (yellow sugarcane aphid) is the source of this 2517-nucleotide messenger RNA. RefSeq names its product interaptin-like. The record is from RefSeq and is a predicted model, not a curated record. The transcript is spliced from 15 exons. The coding region runs from base 200 to 2326 and encodes 708 amino acids. NCBI's taxonomy places the organism in Eukaryota, Metazoa, Arthropoda, Insecta, Hemiptera, Aphididae.
UAUAGUUGAUAUUUAAAUAUUUAAUAAUUUGUUGUGUAUAUGUAUGUGUCUAAUUGAAAAAAUCUAAACAAGUGUUGAUAAUGAGAUAUUAUAUGAUGUAUUUAAUUAUUCAAAUAAUCAAAAAUUUAAAAUAUUUUUAUGAUACAUAGUGUAAUUUAUUAUAAUACUGUGUAUUUUAAUUUUAAAUUUGUAAUUCAAAAUGACAACUAACGUGUCACCAAAUAGGUCGAAUAUAAUUUCAUCAUCACAUCCAAGUAAAGGUUCUUUAACAGACCGACCUAGUAGUUGUUCUAAUAAGAGUCUAGAGCACAAUAAAUCAUGUCCGGUCCAUUCAAGACCUUUAUCAUAUAAAACGAUUGGACAAUGUCAUGACAAAAUUGAAGAGUUAGAAAAACAAAAUAUUCGUCUUGUUUCAAAGAUUAAAGUGUUGAAAUAUCAAUUGAAAACAUCUUCUAACUUAUACAACAAUAUUCACCAAAGACCAGAGAAACCUUUGUCCAGACAUUCUCAAAGAUCAACUCCAAUAAAAUUACAGAAAAUGUCUAGAUUAUCUAGGGUAGGUUUUGAUGAAAAUGAAAAGAUUAUUACGCUUCCUGAAAGAAAGUUCGAAAGCACAGAAUCAUUUGAUAGUGAAAGUAGCUUAGUAGAAAAUAAAAGUAAAUUUAAAGAGAAUAUUGAAUUAAUACAAUCUCACAGAGUUAUAAAAAGUAUGGAAAUUCAAAUGGAAACUUUACAAGCACAAUGUAAAGCUUUUGAACAAAAUUUAAUUGAUGUUAAUAAAUUAUUUAAAAAAAAACAAGAUGAAUAUGACAAGUUAAAAGAGAAAUUAAAUAACGAAGAACACAAUUUAAGUGAAUUAAAACUAAAGUACAAUGCAUUUAAAGAAUCAAAUAAAGCGUUGGAAGAACAAAUUCGUGACUUACAGAAAGAAAAGUUGUCACUUAAAGAACACAAUCAAAAACUUCUGCAAAUAACUUCCAAACCACAACAUCAAAUUAGUGGAUUAAAGUUGAAAGAAUUAGAAGAAAAUUUUUCGGACUCUCGAGCGGGUCUUUUAAAACAAAUGGAAGAAAAUAGCAAAUACAUCGCCGAAUUAAAAGGAACUAUAAACGAAAAUGAAAUAAAAUUGUCCAACUAUAUAGAUGAGAAUAAAUGCUUGAAGAUUUUGUUACAGAAUCAACACUCAGAACUAUCUAAACUGUUGGAAUUAAAAGAUAAUGAAAUUUCAAAUAAAUACAAAGAAAUCAAUCAAAUUCUACAAGAAAAUAGCGAAUUAAAAGAAAAAAUCAAGAUUAUUAUUAAGACUCCACAAGUAAAUGACAGUGAAGAUGUCACAGUUCAUCAAAAUUUAGAAUCGGAAGAUAAGAGACUGAAAAGUCAAAUCCAAGAACUUCAACAGGAGCAAGUUAAAAUUAAUCAAACGUUGAACUCUCAAUCUUACUUAAACACGAUGCUAAAAGAUAAAUUAGAUCAAGCAGAGCGAGAUUUAAAGGCAGCCUCACAAUUAACAAAAAUAUUUAUGAACCUGUUUACUGAUAUAACAAGAUUGGAUAUAUCCGAACCACUAAUAGCUACCUUAGAAAUAAUAGAAAAAGCUGUGUGCUCUAUUAAAAAAAACAUCGAAAUUAAUGGAGAAAAUAAAGAGUUUGAAGAAAUAGUUAAUAAUACCUUAGAAAUCUUGGUUUUAUUCAGGGAUCAGAUGGUUAAAAGACAAACUAUAUUCAAUCAAGUACAAUCGCCGAAAAAACCUAUAGUUAAUUUAAUUACGGAUUCAAUGACCAAAAGUGAGAACACACCUCGAAUUCAAGAAGAUUCUGCCCAACUCGAAAUUAAUAUCAACACUGUAAGCUUUUCAACAGAAAGUAUUCAACAUUUAAAAUCAUUACAAUCCGAGCCAAAUAUUUUUCUCACUUGGGGGUUUAAAGAUCAAGAAGAUAUUGCUUAUUCUCCGAGUCGAUUAGCUUGGGCCGCUGAUUUUAAUUGUAGCUGUUACUACCGCAGUAACAGUAGCACUGAACUUUUGCAUUUUGUUGCAAAGCAUGGUUUAUUUAUCAAUGUACAUUUAGUAACUGAAAAAUUAUCUCCGAUUAUAGCGUCUGGACUGGUGAACACCAUGGAUUCUAUAAACAAUCCUAUGAUUAAGUUCAAUUUAAUAGUGCCGAUUACAGGAAAAAAUAUCGAUGCAAAGUUGAAAUGCUCAAUACAACUCAUUUGCGACUAUCACGAGAUACAAACUUAUUCACAAAUGGUUGAUGAUGAAUAUAGCAACAUAGGAGUACCAAUAAACAAACCACUAAUACAAGCUGCACCGAACAAUUCAUACUAAAACGUUAUCAGUACUUGAAUUUAAUUAUUACCUAGGAUUAAAUAUACAUGUUUAUUGUUUAUAUUACUAAUUGUGAUAUUAGUUUUAGUGUGUCCUUACAUGGUGCUCUGCAGAAUUUCGUUUUUGAAUGAUGUGUUGUGUAUGAACUGUAAUGGUAGUAAUAAUAAUAUUCAAAAAGUAUAUUUUAAUAA